Octodon degus (degu) is the source of this 462-nucleotide messenger RNA. RefSeq names its product guanine nucleotide-binding protein G(i) subunit alpha-2. The transcript is spliced from 3 exons. Gene Ontology annotation, biological process: gamma-aminobutyric acid signaling pathway; adenylate cyclase-modulating G protein-coupled receptor signaling pathway. Gene Ontology annotation, molecular function: G protein-coupled receptor binding; GTPase activity; G-protein beta/gamma-subunit complex binding. The annotation marks the transcript as partial. Gene Ontology annotation, cellular component: heterotrimeric G-protein complex. The record is from RefSeq and is a predicted model, not a curated record. Lineage: Eukaryota; Metazoa; Chordata; Mammalia; Rodentia; Octodontidae.
GGUCUGGUAAGGAGGCCCCAUCCAGCUCUCACUUACCUUCUCCCUGCAGCUACCUGAAUGACCUGGAGCGGAUUGCGCAGAGUGACUACAUCCCUACACAGCAGGAUGUGCUGCGGACCCGUGUGAAGACCACGGGUAUUGUGGAAACACACUUUACCUUCAAGGACCUACACUUCAAGAUGUUUGACGUGGGUGGUCAGCGGUCUGAGCGAAAGAAGUGGAUCCAUUGCUUUGAGGGUGUCACAGCCAUCAUCUUCUGUGUAGCCUUGAGCGCUUACGACUUGGUGCUAGCUGAGGAUGAGGAGAUGAACCGCAUGCAUGAGAGCAUGAAGCUGUUUGACAGCAUCUGUAACAACAAAUGGUUCACGGACACGUCCAUCAUCCUCUUCCUCAACAAGAAGGACCUGUUUGAGGAAAAGAUCACACACAGCCCACUGACCAUCUGCUUCCCGGAGUACGAAG